UCUAGUUCCUAGUUUUGAUCUCUUACUCUCUCGUGUAGUAGCUUCCUAUCACUGGUAGACAUCUAGAGCUCACUAGACGGACACUAACAGUACCCAGACGUGCCAGAUACAUAGUCCCUACUGCAUCACGAUACCCGCCUUCUACUCUCUCGUGACAUUUUUCAGCAGAUAAACACAACACAUCGCCUGAAAAAUCCACACCAAUUUUACUGCAUUGCACUUAAUAUCUUUGUCACUGCGUAAAAGCCAUCCACAGUGCACAUAGAUUGCGUAGUCACUAGCAGCAGGCUUUUGCCUGACUGCCAAGCCCUGAAUCCAACGGGCCGUGCGAACCUGAUGCAUCUCGUCCAUAUCGCGAUCAUUCUCUAAUAAUAACCUCGUUAUCCCCACUUCCAUCUCCAACUUUGGGCAAUGCCUGGCAUCCAACGCUCGAAAGCUUCGUAAUAAAUUAUCGCUCUACCCAGCGCAUAGUGUCGACACAUGCGGCUUCGCAGCAUCCUCAACCAUGUCAAUGUCUCCGGAAACUUACGUUUUCUAUUAGGCAAAGGCCGUUACAGAUAUACAGUUUUACCUAGUCCGACAUCAAUUCGGCUGCUAGAGCUUCUCCCAGCCUCGAAGAAUGAUGCUGACGAUCUCACGUGCCGCUUGAAGUCCUUCGAACUUCAUGAUGCGCCACCCUUUCAUGCUCUGUCUUACACAUGGGGUAGUCCUCUGGUCCAAGUUUCGAAGUCGCUGGCAAAGAGCGGUGAUUCCUACAGUACAUCUUGUGGACCCCAGGUAACCCGCAGUUUCCGUCGACAUCCAAUUAUAUGCGAUGGGCAGAUCAUCAAAGUAACGUCCAAUUUGCGCGACGCCUUGAACAUGCUUGCCAGUAGGGUCGCUACACCAGACCCACUGAACGGACCAAUGUAUUAUUGGAUAGAUGCUUUGUGUAUCAAUCAGUCAAAUGUAGAGGAAAGAAAUGCUCAAGUCACCAUGAUGGGGAAAAUAUUCGCAGCUGCCGAAAGCGUUAUCGUAUGGCUAGGGAAGAAGGAUGAUUUUACGUUAGAUGCAGUCACAACAGUAAAGAGGGUGGCCGCCAUCCCAGAGGAAGAGUGGGGGGAUAUAUCGUACACAUCCUUUUACGAUUCUACAACAGAUUUUGGUCAACGUCGUCCCGAUCUAUCCUACUACAACUGGUUGGGUUUCGUUGCUUUCAUAAACAGAGCAUGGUUCAAAAGAGCAUGGAUUGUGCAGGAGAUUGCCCUGGCGAAGAAAGCAACUAUCGUUUGCGGCAACAAGGUAUUGUCGUGGGACGAGUUGUCACACACAAUGUCAUUUCUCAGAGCGACCAAAUGGUAUCAUCACCUGCGUACAGAAAAGCUGAAACACGUGAAGGUUUUGCAGAAGAGCCCUGGAAUCUACAAACGUAUCUUGCAGGCAAAGUUGGAAAUUGGCGUUGGUCCUAUCUAUGUCAAUGCAGUGCGGCUGAGAGUUGCUGCUGCCAUGAUAUCUGGCCACCUAGAAAGCAACAAACUGCUUUCACUCAGGAUAUUACUCGAGAUACACCGAUUCUCUCAGUCCACUGACCCACGGGAUAAGAUCUAUGCAUUCCUCGGCCUGGCGGACAAAUCCAUUGAGCCUUUUCAGACACAAUCCAAAUCACUUAUUCCGAACUACAACCGAUCCGUACAACAGGUAUAUUCAGAUGUAGCGCGAGCUUUACUGAUCUCGAACGGAACUCUAUCAACCUUAGAGCAGGUCCAGGAUCCAUCGCGCACUAAGAUUCCUGAUCUCCCUAGCUGGGUUCCAGAUUACUCGAUACAACUCAAGCCAUACCCGCUACGUCUCCGCGGACCUACCGUCUGGACAGCGAGCGACAAGCGGACGUGGCGGCCAAAUAUACUCACCUUGGAGAAUGGCCUACUGGACGUCCAGGGUUUCAGGCUCGACUGUGUUCAUCGGACGGCGCUUGUACUUGAUGAGUCAAAGGACCCUUCUGCUAUGUGGGCGAGCUAUGUCAAGCUCGCACUUUCCCUGACUUUGCCCUAUCCCAAUCCUACUAGAAAGAGCCACGAGCCCUCACGCGUGGAGCUAUUGUGGCGGACAUUAUGCACCGACACCUACAAUAAGGUAUCGCCAGCACCUCCAGAUACAGGGACUCUCUUCAUCGACUACGUUCUCAAUCUCCAAAUUCGUCACCGAUUAAUGCCGUGGUCUCGCAACGAAGAAUUCCAACCACAUUUCUCACCAUUGUCAGAAUCCAUCUACCCCGAGUGGGGUAGCCUGUUCGCCCUCGAGCCCGACAGUACCAAGUAUAGCCUCAAGUCCUACAAAGAUCGCCUAAUGACAGUUAUCGAAAACACGUUCAAUGGCACCUAUAGUCCAGUUGAGCUGUCACAGCUGCAACACGAUUUCGACCAAGGCGGUGGCAAACAGCGACGCCUAUUUUCCACUCAGUCAAACUUCUUAGGCACUGGUCCUCGUUCCUUGAAAGUCGGUGAUGAAGUUUGGAUCUUGAAUGGCGGUCCAGUGCCAUAUAUCUUACGACCACAGUCUAAUGGCAACUAUCGCCUGAUCGGAGAAGCAUUCGUCUAUGGCGUGAUGCAUGGGGAAGCUCUCACCAUGCGUCUUCAAGAGCAACAGAUCUCAAUUGAAUAG
This is a messenger RNA of Aaosphaeria arxii CBS 175.79, 2640 nucleotides long. RefSeq names its product HET-domain-containing protein. Bases 481 to 2640 code for a protein of 719 amino acids. NCBI's taxonomy places the organism in Eukaryota, Fungi, Ascomycota, Dothideomycetes, Pleosporales. The transcript is spliced from 3 exons. The record is from RefSeq and is a predicted model, not a curated record.